Arachis stenosperma is the source of this 3229-nucleotide messenger RNA. RefSeq lists its product as uncharacterized. Gene Ontology annotation, biological process: GPI anchor biosynthetic process. The transcript is spliced from 7 exons. The record is from RefSeq and is a predicted model, not a curated record. Gene Ontology annotation, cellular component: endoplasmic reticulum membrane; mannosyltransferase complex. The coding region runs from base 10 to 1512 and encodes 500 amino acids. Lineage: Eukaryota; Viridiplantae; Streptophyta; Magnoliopsida; Fabales; Fabaceae. Gene Ontology annotation, molecular function: GPI mannosyltransferase activity; alpha-1,6-mannosyltransferase activity.
CUUUCAAAAAUGGUGCUUCAUCCUCCUCCUCACCAACACGAACAAUUCAUACUCAAAUCAGCACUAUACUCCAGACUCCUGGUCUUGUCACUAACCAUCGCAUGGCGCAUUCUAGCAUCCCCUUACGACAGCUCCGCACCGUUAAACCUUCCCUGCCUCACCGCCAACCACACGCACACUCACACUCUUCCCCAAUCCCAAACCCUAUUACUCCCCAAACUCGCUUUCGCACUCGAAAAUGGCGUCGUUUGGGACUCCGUCUACUUCGUCCGCAUCGCCCAGUGCGGCGGUUACGAGUACGAGCAGACCUACGCGUUCUUGCCGCUUCUCCCGAUCUCCAUUUCCUUCCUCUCUCGCUUUCUCUCUCCAAUUUUUGCCCCCUUUGUUGGACACAGAGCAGUUCUUGCUUUCUCCGGUUACCUAAUCUGCAACGUCGCUUUUGUAUUCGCAGCUCUUUACUUGUACAGGCUUUCCAUGAUUAUCUUGAAGGACCCUGAAAUUGCAUUUCGGGCUACGAUUUUGUUCUGCUUUAACCCAGCCUCAAUUUUUUAUUCAUCAAUAUACUCAGAGAGUCUGUAUGCCCUCCUUUCUUUCGCAGGGUUGUACUAUUUCGUAAGGGGUGGGAAUAAUUUAGCCUCUCUCUUUUUCGCUCUCUCUGGCUGUGCAAGGUCUAAUGGGGUGCUUAAUGCUGGUUAUCUCUGUUUUCAGACCAUGCAUCAGGCUUAUAAUGCUAUGUUUCAGCAAAAGCGCACUGCUUUGGCAUUGGGGACUGUUAUUGCUGGAGCUUUACGUAGUGUGUUCGUUUUUGCUCCAUUUGUAGCUUUCCAAGCUUAUGGGUAUUACAAUAUGUGUAAAGGACGGCUUCCUGAUGAAUUAAGGCCUUGGUGCAAGGCGAGGGUACCAUUGCUUUAUAAUUACAUACAAAGUCAUUAUUGGGGUGUAGGUUUCUUGAAAUAUUUUCAGUUGAAGCAGUUGCCUAACUUUCUUCUUGCAUCACCAAUACUGUCUGUGGCACUUUGCUCUGUUGUCUAUUAUGCUAAAUCAAGGCCUGAGAACUUCUUCUCACUGGGUUUUCGAACUUCUAUUGAAGAGAAGAGCUCUGGAGUUGUGUUUUUGUCGGAUGAUUUCAGGUCCAAAAAAGCUGGCAAUGUGGAUAAAUCUUCUGUUAAGGCAAAAGAAAAUUCCAAUCUUACUAAAAGAAAGAAGGUGACCGAAGGAGCUGUUGGUGAAGUUAACAUGGUUGAGCCAGCAACUAGGCCAGGAUACUUUUCUGCAUGUGUACUCCCAUUUGUAUUGCACUUGGCAUUCAUGGCAGCCACAGUUUUCUUUGUCAUGCAUGUACAGGUCGCGACCCGGUUCCUGUCAUCAAGCCCACCUGUUUAUUGGUUUUCUUCGUACAUAAUGGCACAUCCUACCAAAUACCGUAGAUGGGGAUAUGUGAUUUGGGCAUACUCUGCUGCAUAUAUUUUCCUUGGCAGUUUGCUGUUUUCAAACUUCUAUCCUUUUACUUGAUAGCUAGAAGUAGAAGAUAUAUUCAGCUUUUCAAUCUCAUACAAGGCAGCACAUAGGCAUAGCUUGCAGAUCCUGAAUUUUGCACACUAAUUACUGUGUUGCUUUCCCAUGGCUGGGCUCGGCUGGUGGCUAUUUGAUGCGUACGGAAGCAAAUUACUCUGCCUUAUAUUUACUAAUAUUUGCUAACUCCCAUUUAUAAUCCUAUAUGAUAUGUUUUCUUCUUUCUUUCUUAUCCCCCCUUUACCUCAACUCAGGAUUUAAUUUUCCUGGUGAUUAAUCUUCACUAAGUCCAGCUUUGUUCUAAUCUUCUGGUUAUAUGUUUCUUUCUAUCUAGUUAUGUUUUGAAGUGUCUCAUCCUUUCAUUUCCAGUGAGUAGUUUUAUGCCACAGAUCAUUUGUAACAGGUGAAAUACAUUUUGUUCUGCCAUUGCUUUACGGCGGAUUGGUUACGAUUAUUAGAGGGGUACAUUUUGAAAAGCAGAAGCAUGACUUGAAGAAGCAUAUCAAAGUGAUGGUUUAUUUAUGUUUGACUACGAAAAGUACGAGAUAUAAUCAAUGAUACAGCACCUUGGUAUCCACCUCCCUUGGUGUAACUUCCGGAUCCAUUCCUCAUAAUAGCCUUUAUGAAUUGUUCAAUACGCCGCAUCCAAAGCUUUUUAUUUAUUUAUUAUGAUAAUUUAUGGGUUUACACACCUCAAUUCUAAUAUAGAAUAAAAAUUUUAUGGGUUUCUGAAUAGAUUCUGAAAUGAAUUGAGAGAGAGAUUGUAACAGAAAGAAAGAACUGAAUAUUUGUGUAUAUUAUCUUGCGUUGAGGUUUACAAGGAUGGGAUACAAGCUAUAUAGUAGUUGAGUAUAACGGCCAGUCAGUAAAGGAAAGUCAUAAUUGACUGAUAAUAGAUUCUGGAAAAGAGAAGAUUCAGAAAUGAGUUGUUGGCCUGUUCAGAGGUAUCAACCAACUAACGAAGAAUCCGUUUGACUGAUUUUCAAUAAGUAAGAAGAGUGGCUUAGGCAUGAUGUAGUGGCAAAGAUGUUUGCCUCAAAUGAAGCCACACCAAGUUCAAAUCCUAGUGUAGUUGCUAGGUUAGUGUGUGUGUGUGUGAGUGUGUUGUAUGACAAAAAAAAAAAAAAAAAGUAAGAAGAGGCUUUUGUGUAUAUUGACUGAUUUUAUUUACUGCAAAAGCAAUUUCUGGUCUUGUUGGAGUGCAAUACUGAGAAGUACACACAACAAACCUAUAAUGUGUUGGAUCUGCAUAAGCCUCUAAUCCAUGGUGAGAUAAUUUCUCACUAGUUAUAUCAUAGGAAUUAGAACAGGCUUUGCAUCCAACAUUUCAGCUCUAGAAGGAGCUCUUUUAUGUAUUUACUCUGUGAAAGAUGGUAUCUCCAGAAGCUAACUUUGUUGCCUCAAUCACAAGGAAAUAAUUAAAAGUGCCAAGAGUUUUUAGAGUAAAAACAGCAUUUAGUUUAGUCAUGAAUGAAGUAAUAGCAUCCUUAUUAUUCCCUGUAACUAAAACAUCAUCAACAUAAACCAUGACAUAGAUAGAAAAAGUAGAUCUGUGCUGAAUGAACAAUGAAGGAUCUGGUUUUGCAUAAUGAAAUCCAAACUGGCAGAGAGUGUGAUAUAUACCAGGCUCUUGGGACCACUUUAAGACCAUAUAUAGCUUUAUUUAGCUUGCAAACCUGUUCUGAAUUUGCUGAACCAAAAUCCAGUGGUUGCUUCA